This is a messenger RNA of Corythoichthys intestinalis (scribbled pipefish), 2950 nucleotides long. It is a transcript of the gene icam5, whose product is annotated as intercellular adhesion molecule 5. The coding region runs from base 80 to 2938 and encodes 952 amino acids. Gene Ontology annotation, biological process: cell adhesion. Gene Ontology annotation, molecular function: integrin binding. Lineage: Eukaryota; Metazoa; Chordata; Actinopteri; Syngnathiformes; Syngnathidae. The record is from RefSeq and is a predicted model, not a curated record. The transcript has 12 exons.
GUUAGUAUUACUAACAACAAACGUGCUCUAAAAUAUCGUGGAACUAAUUUAUUGAUUUUUUUGGAUUCCCCCUGGAAGCAUGGCGCUUGGGAUAUUCAUGCUUUUCAUCUUUUGGGCUGUGUUACAAGAUGCUGAAAGUGAAUGUCCAGUUGGACAUAACCCUCUCAACAUGACUGUGUCCCCUUCGGAAGUACAUUAUGGAGAAAAUGUCACUGUUUCAUGUGCCAGCAGUGUUGAGGACCAUGAUGGAAUAUACUUUCUUGAUGCAAAUGGAAACAUUUUGAAGAGGGACUGGCGAAAUAAUUCAACAUUGAUGUUUCAAGUUUCAGACUGGGACAUUCAAAUCCACUGCAAAAUCAAGCUGAAACAGCAUGAUGCGUCAUACGAAUGCGAUAGAAGUCUUGAGUUAACUGUGUACAAGUAUGCGAAGGAGGUUCGUCUGCAUCAAAGCCUCUUUAAGAACGGCCAAAAGAAAAUACAAUGCGACAUCAUCGAUGUGGCUCCUGCUAAGGAAGUCACGGUCACUUGGUUCGUGGACAAUUUGUUUUUUAAAUCCGGUGACAUCACUGACGACCAAACCAAGACACCGAUGAACCUGUCUAAUAGUAUUACAGUUGGCGAAGAGCUGACUGGGUGUAACAUUACGUGUAGUUACCAACUAAAUUUGCACUCUAUAUUUGACACAUACGACGACUUAACUGUUGCUGGGCCAUCUUUUACAGAUUUGGAACACCAGAAUUACAAUUUGUGGCUCUCCUGUAAUAUAAGAAAUGUUCGUAUUCAACCCGUUGGCUGGAAGGAAAGUGUAGGAAAGCUCAAAGCAUCCCACUUCUGCUUUGCUGGUCGUGAGGGCUCUGAAAAAAUGGUUGAGUGGGCGCUUUUUGCUAUUGAAGCCACGCCUGCACAAGUGGCACGAUUACCAGUUUGCCCUCUAGCACAUUCGUACCCCAAAAUCUUGAAGAAGUCUUUGGAUCCAGCAUCCAAACGCUGCAACAGAAACAUUAGUCAUCUGGAUGCGUACUGGAAAGACGGGUUGAAUUUUCUGACCGCAAUUAGUGAGCCUCUGGAGAAGUGGAGCACAAAACAUCAAUGUCACACACUUGUGUCAGACUCGCAGAUGUGUUUUGUGCUGCCUCCCAUCAGUUUUUUCAGGUUUCCAGAUCAGGUGAGAGCCUAUGUGGACCCUGAUUCUGGUCCUAUAAUAGCGGGAAACAUUUACAGGCUUAAUUGUGACAUCAUCAACGUGAUCGCCCCGGAAAACUUGACCAUCACGUGGCUACGAGGUGACACAAUCGUAAACAAGACCGUUAUUGUUGAUACCACAAUUAGCCCGCAGAAUUUCUCCUUUCCCUUGGACAUUUGGGUGAGCAGAGAAGAAAAGGGACAAAUUUACACCUGCCAAGUUGAGAUUGGCAUCAAAGUACGUACCUUAAAAUCAGGCAGCUCACCCCUUAACAUCACAGUUGAACCUGUUCGAGAUUUGGAGCAACAAGGUUCCUAUUUCAGCUUUUUCUGUGAUAUGGACACGCAAGUGUUCAUGUCUUCUGACGAGGACCGUGUGAACUAUAUUGAAAGCUAUUUAUGCGCUUUCACCAGUUACAUUUCUAAUGAAUCUGUAUUAUUCUCCCUUCGCAAUAUGCAAGCCACUUCCAAGCGCGUGGGUCAGUUACCAGUUUGCCCUGUAGCACAUUCGCACUCUAAAAUCUUGGAGGAAUCUUUGGACCCCGCCUCCAUAAGCUGCGAACGAAACAUUAGCCGGUUUUGGGAUGCACUCUAUGAAGACUCUUUUACGGAAGGUCUGGUGACUGUGAUCAAUGAGCCUCUGGAUAAGUGGAGCACAAAGCAUCAAUGUUACAGUGAUGAAAAGAACUUGAAGAAAUGCUAUGUGCUGCCACCCGUUGUUUUUUUCAAGGGACCAGAUGAUGUGAGGGCCUAUGUGGACCCUGAUUCUGGCCCCAUGCUUGCCGGAAACACUUACAGACUUAAUUGUGACAUCAUCAACGUGACCCCACCCCAAAAAGUGACUAUCAUGUGGCUGCGAGGCGACACGAUUGUAAAUAAGACAGUCCUUGCAGAUACCACAAUCAUCCCACAGAACAUAUCCUAUCCCUUGACCAUUCAAGUGGACAGAGAAGAAAACGGACAAACUUACACUUGCCUGACUGAAAUGGACGACACUAUUUUUUUUCUUGACAGCGUGAGCAGAUCUGACCUCAACAUCACAGUUGAUUAUGAGCCUUCAUUUUCCUGUGCCAGUAAAGUCGGAGCACUAGUGGAUACUGAAUUGAAACAUCCAUGUGUGGUUGAGGGUAAGCCUCCACCUGUCACCACCUGGUUCAAGGAUGGAAAAGAAGUGGUUGCUCCUCAUUUCUUGACAAGAAACAGCACUGGGGAAUAUAUUAUUAGAGCCACUAACAGACAUGGGACAGCUACACACAUGCUUUACCUGGAUGCUUAUUAUGCACCGACCAUGCUGGAGGACAAAUUAUCCCUUGAGUUUGGCCCUGGUGACAAUCUAACUGUAGAAUGCAGUUGUGAUGGCAACCCUGCUCCAAACAUUUUGUGGAAUUACGUCAGCCCAACAAACGUGAGAACCACCGGAAGGCGCCAAGAACUUCUUCAGAUCAUUGAGGCCGUGCCAACCAACGCUGGUGUUUACAACUGCACUGCCACCAACAUGCUAGGGAUCGUUUCCAAGUCUAUUACGCUGAUUAUGAAAGGUGAAAGCAGUGCAGACCCCGAAAGCAGUACAGUUCCUGUGGCAGUCAUUUUAGUGUGUGCGUUUGUGCUGCUCGUGGUUCUUGCCCUGAUCUGUACCUGCUUGAACAGGAAGAAACACGGCCGGUACAGCUUCCAGGGCCUGAGCUACAAUAUUCCCUUGGUAACCAACGCGUCUGAAAGGGAGCAGUAUUGCAACAUAGAUGAUACACCCACUUGACUCACUCAUUAA